Molecule: messenger RNA, 393 nt
Organism: Urocitellus parryii (Arctic ground squirrel)
Lineage: Eukaryota; Metazoa; Chordata; Mammalia; Rodentia; Sciuridae
Source: RefSeq, a predicted model, not a curated record
AUGAACCCUUGGAUCCUUGCCAGCCUGGCAGCCUGCUUUUUGGGGGCCUGGGUCCCUCCCAUCCACACCCAAGGGUCCUUUGAGGACUGCUGUCUGGGUUACUACCCCAAACCCAAGUUGGCUGUGCUCCGUCGCGCCAGGUUUUACCGGAUCCAGGAGGUGAGCGGCAGCUGCAACCUGUUUGCCAUCAUAUUCUACUUCCGCCAACCAGGUAAAAUGGUGUGUGGGAACCCACGGGACAUCAGGGUACAGAAGGCAAUGACAUUGGUCUCCCAGAGGUCUGACAACCGGCUAACCAUCCAAGUCUCUGAGGGAGAGAAUCAGAGCUCCACGUUCUGGCAGCUGCCCCUGCUCCAGAGAGAGCUCAUUCCUGAUGAGCGAGGGAUGGACUGA